Messenger RNA from Physella acuta, 3534 nucleotides. RefSeq lists its product as uncharacterized. The record is from RefSeq and is a predicted model, not a curated record. Gene Ontology annotation, biological process: DNA double-strand break processing involved in repair via single-strand annealing; DNA repair. Lineage: Eukaryota; Metazoa; Mollusca; Gastropoda; Physidae. Gene Ontology annotation, molecular function: damaged DNA binding.
CUGGAGCUGGUAAUGUGCGGAAGGGGUAGACUUUGAUAUGAAUUUACAUGCUAGAGUUGAUAUUCUUUCAGAAGAGAAUGUAAGCCUUAAACAGCAUGUCCAGACAGCAUUUAAUCCAGAGUCCUGCCAGUCAUGUAGAAAUCUCCAGGAACUAAACACCUCACUACAAGAGCAUUUCAAUACUUUACUCAAGGAAAAAGAUAACAAGAUAAAAUUACUAAGUGUUAGACUAAAGGAGGACCAUACACUUAGGGUGGAAGGAUGUAAUGCACAGAGUAAUUUAACACAAGAUGGGAAAGUUUGUAGUUCAGCUGAUGGUGAAAAAGAAGCAGGACAAAAAGAGCCGACUGAGGCUAGUAGUAAAACAACAUUGAUGAAUGGAGACCUGUUUGGUGAAGUAGAUCAAUCAUCUUUAUCUAGUAAAGUGGCCUCCAAGCUGACGCUAAACAGACUCAAGAAAAGACACAGCCGAUAUCAAGAGGGCAUGCCAGAUUGUAAAAGAAGAAAGCCAGUAGAGGAGCUGCAAGUGAGUUCUGUGACAGCCAGUGACUCAGUGCUGGUGCCAGAAACAGAAUGUCUAGACAAGUUACAGCCCAGCACAGAAUGUCUAGACAAGUGCCAACCCACCACACAAGUUGUUCCUGAAACUCUAGGAGUCCACUCUCCUUGGCAGCACAUGGAAGACAACCUGACAACAGCAGCCAGAAGUUUGAACCAAAGUCCAGACGAGACUUGUACCUCUGUUGAUGGCGAAUCAGGGUCAGAGGUCACUCUCAAUACCCAGGUAGCCAACAUAAGUACAGCACGGUGUCAGGAUGUGGAGAAUUCUAAUGAUGUUACACACUUUUUGUUCCAAGCCAUAUCACAACGCAUCCACACACAUGCUCUUGACAAAUGCUCUACAAAUGCUGAUGGACAGAUGGACGGAAACGGUCCUGAGAAUAUUGUGAGUGAAAAACAUGCGGGUAACAAGGCAAAGCAAGGGGAGUCACCUGAAGACAAGCAGAAACAGCAGACCAGCAGGAACAGCGCUCAACUCAAGUCUGCCAAGAAAAAACUAAAUGGACAGACAGUCUGUGAGAAAACUAAUUCCAGAGCUCUUCUAUUGAAAGAAAAUAAAAAUGUGUUAACCAAUAAAAAGAAUUUGGAUAGUUCUUUAAAACAGAGCAGACUUAAUCAAGUGGUGAGGAGACGGAGAAUACCUGCAACACCGCACAGCAAGUCAUCAGCUGAAGAAGAGCAGGUGAAGGAAGCUAUUCGUAGAUCACUUGAAGAAAUUGAAAGAAAAAAUUCUCUUGCAUCUGUUGUGAAAGACAUUUCUACUGCAACAUUUGUCAGGCUGUUACCCUCCACAUCAGUCAAAUCCCAAACAACAUCAGCAGCUAGACAUCAAACAUUGGAGGUUACACAGGCCAGGACAAUUUCACCCAAAGCUUUAAGAUCACAAGAAGCAACUGAAAAAAACAUUGAUGUCAGCAGCAAGGAUGAGUUAGAGAAGAAGAAAACAACACCUUCUAAGACUCUUGGUGUCAUGUCAAGGAAGCAUACAUUACCAGGGCAAAGUAAAAAUAUGGAUGAAACUAUUCAGGAAUCAAAUAUAUUUGAUGAGACCAUUGCACCACAUCUGAUCACUCAAGUGAACUUAGAGAAGGGGCAGGCAGCAGGGAAACAACCACAGCCAAAAGGGAAACAACCACAGCCUAAAGGGAAACAAGUUGAUUCUCAUCAGCAUCUGGAUAGUGAACCAGCACAUACUGGAGGAAUGUCUAAGGCCUAUCAAGAGACAAUAUCACAGCUGGCUACAGUUACAGAUGGUGAAAGAUUGAGCUCUAGAUUUUCUGUCCACUCAAUUGAUAGAGGAAGUGAUGCAAGUUGUGAUGGCUCCUUUACAGAUGAAGACAAUGAAACUAUUGCUCCAAGCCCAAAGGUGAUCUCACAGCUACUGUGUAGUAUCCCUUCAAGCUCCAGAAGUUUCAAGUUUUUUCCUACCAAGUCUCAUCUCCCCACAGUCACUAAUAAAGAUAUGAGCUGUGACUUUACCCAGACUUUAGUUCCCUUCACUGAUGAGUAUUCUUGUUACCAUGGGGAUUCUGAUGUGUCAUUUGAAGAUGGGAGUCAUGCUUUGGACAGGCCAGUUACACCACCACCAUUACAGGAACUGACCACUUCAUCACCACCAUUACAGGAACUGACCACUACACCACCACCAUUACAGGAGCUGACCACUGCAAUGGUGGAGGUGAAAACUGAAUUACAGAUUGACUGGUUUAAUGACAGCUUUGAUAGAGUACCAAAGCAAGAAUCCUUGGAGUUUGCUCAUGCUCAGGUUGUCAGGAAGAAAAGUGAGAGAGAUAAGUUAGACGGAUUCAGCUGUAAACAGUGCUACCAGUACUACAAGAAUUCAGGUCUGUCUGAUGAAGCCCUCAAGGUGAAGAUGAAAGAAUGCUCACGUCAUCGAGAUCGGUAUAGAGCUCCUGAGACGCCAGAACAUUUCUGGUCCUUAGGAUUUCCAGACACCGCUGACAUUGUUGAGAGAAAAGAAAUGUCAGCUGAUUCACCAGCCACUCGACCACCCAGGAGACGUAAACGUUUGGAGAAACAUUUCCAAUCAAGACACGAGGGAGAGAUUCAAGCUCCAAGUUAGUUUUCUUCAAUUGGUCAACAUUACAACUACACAUCUAAACAAACCAAUUUCAUUAGGGCCACUUUGUGGAGGAGCCAACUUACUUUGGGCCACUUUGUGUAGGAGCCAACUCAACUUUGGGCCACUUUGUCCAGGAGCCAACUCAACUUUGGGCCACUUUGUGUAGGAACCAACUCAACUUUGGGCCACUUUGUGUAGGAACCAACUCAACUAAGGGCCACUUUGUGUAGGAACCAACUCAACUUUGGGCCACUUUGUGUAGGAACCAGCUUUGGGCCACUUUUGUUGGAAUCAACUCAACUUUGGGCCACUUUGUGUAGGAACCAACUUUGGGCCACUUUGUGUAGGAACCAACUCAACUUAGGGCCACUUUGUGCAGGGGCAUAAAGCAUUAGCAGCUGCAGUGUACUACAGAAGUUUUACAGGGAUCUUCAUUAGAUUAAUUAGCAUGUAUUUCUGAACUAGAUUUGAUGAGAAGAAGCUAUGUUGUAUUGUUUUGGUUUCCUGACUAAAGAGAUCAAAUUGGUCUGAAAGUGUCAAAACAUUUAUUUUAUAAAGACCACAGAUUCUACUCUGUUGUGUGGACUAACAUUUGAUUUAAUUUUCUCACCAACUACUAUAUUUGCACAUUCAUGAUUUAGUCCAUGUACAAAUUAGUAUUGACUACAUUUUCCUGUUUGCAUCAUUAAAAUUUUAAUCAUUUAUUUUCUGAUUUUUUAAAAAUUUAUAUUUGUUAUUUAGCCUCAAAUAAAUUCUGAUGUUGGUAAAUGAUUCAAAUUGACUGUAUGCAUACUUUUCUCUCUCUCUUUUAAUGUCAUUUUUUUCUGAGGCUUUGAGAACUGAAUCUAAAGCAGUAUGUGUAGACCUUAAGGCUUUUGGUGAAAAAAUUA